UGGUGAAAAUGAUGUCUGACUGGGACUACUCAAAGCGGUGGACAGACAGAAGAGGAUAGAGGACAUCGCUGCUUGUACCUCUAAUGUCCAUUCGCAGUACAGCGUCACCUGUAGGUUCCGAGUAAUACUGCAGCGCCUCCUCUCCUUCCUACUCUCCAAUGUUCACAGCUCGGCCGGAGCCCGUCGUCUUCCCGGCUCCAUUUCAACUGGAUUUUUAACACUCCUAACCAGCCAGAUCAGGACAGGACCGCGUCUAAGGUGGAAAAUGUCCAGUGAAAGGCAACGGUCAGAUGAUGAAAGUCCCAGCACCAGCAGUGGUAGUUCUGAUGCAGAUCAGAAAGAUCCACCUGUGCCAGAACCAGAGGAGCAAGAGGAGAGAAAACAACCCACGCCUCUACAACAGCAGAAGAAAUCCACCAAACUGUCCAGCAAAACAACAGCCAAAUUAUCCUCCAGUGCAAAGAGAAUCCAGAAAGAGCUUGCAGAAAUCACUCUGGAUCCACCGCCCAACUGCAGUGCUGGGCCGAAGGGUGACAACAUCUAUGAGUGGAGAUCAACCAUCUUGGGGCCUCCAGGUUCAGUGUAUGAGGGGGGCGUGUUCUUUCUGGAUAUCACCUUCUCUUCUGAUUACCCCUUCAAGCCACCAAAGGUCACGUUCCGUACAAGGAUCUAUCACUGCAACAUCAACAGUCAGGGUGUGAUCUGUCUGGACAUCUUGAAGGAUAACUGGAGCCCAGCGCUGACCAUCUCUAAGGUCCUGCUAUCCAUCUGUUCCCUGCUGACAGACUGCAAUCCUGCGGAUCCUCUGGUGGGAAGCAUAGCUACUCAGUACCUGACCAACAGAGCGGAGCAUGACAGGAUAGCUCGACAGUGGACCAAGAGAUAUGCCACAUAAACAGCAACCGCUGACACCAAGACCCCACUCUCCCAAUCCCUCCAUACCACCCAACCCAAACCCGACCCAGCUUCCCUUUGUCCCCUUCCCUCAAUCUUCCUCCACCAACACCCCAGUUCCCAUGAACUGCAGGAGUGUAAAGAUCCAGGAGAGGCAACUUUACAACGUGCAACAAAUCUUUAUAGCCUUUACAAUACGGACUUCUGUGUAUAUGUCAUACUGAUUCUACCCCGUGUUUUUACCCAAUACGGACUGGGAGCGCAGACAGAACCCGCCAUGGUAAAGCCUGCUGGAGUAGAAUUUUGUAGCUGUAGAUUUAGUUCUGUUUUAAAGCCUACUUGCAAGUCUUGCUUCUUUGGGAUAUUAAAAAUGUAUUUUGUGAUGUAAUAAGGAAAAUGUUCCUAAAGUCAACCAAAUAUUAUGGUGCAUUUUAACCUAUAAUUCAUUAUCUGUUUGAAGUCAAAGAAAACAACAACAAAAAGAUGAAAAAAAAAUGAAAAAACAAGUUGUAGAUUAUUAGAAAUGAUGUCAUUUAUAUGAGACCCACACUCAUUUCCAGUUCUGUGGUACAUGCUGUUGUGAAUCUGUUUUACCUUUGUCAGUUUGUAAUGAAGAGAUCUCAUUGAACGUUUUGUAGCUCAGCUGAAAUGAGCCACCACUGUAACUUCCCCUCAAACACAAUAAAUGAGAAACCAGUCCCUGUG
Molecule: messenger RNA, 1599 nt
Organism: Xyrauchen texanus (razorback sucker)
Lineage: Eukaryota; Metazoa; Chordata; Actinopteri; Cypriniformes; Catostomidae
Product: ubiquitin-conjugating enzyme E2 E3-like
Exons: 6
Coding region: 266-895 (209 amino acids)
Biological process (GO): protein polyubiquitination
Cellular component (GO): nucleus
Molecular function (GO): ubiquitin conjugating enzyme activity
Source: RefSeq, a predicted model, not a curated record